AAGAAUCUCGAUCGAGAUUCUUCAACGUUACUCCAUUUUCCAUCACAUGAUCUUCAAACCUCAACAAUCCUAGCCAUUAAUCUUCUUAUCUACGAACAACCCAUUUUCUCACAUCACAUUCUCUCCAGCUUUCUCUCCAUGCUGCCUCCAAUUUUCUCGGGAAAAUGGCCGCUGAACCCCACCACAAAACUAGUCUCUGCCUUCAGUUUUCUGGUCUUUCUCGUCCUUGAUUUUCUCGACACUGUUCUCUGUUUUGUUUACAGAGGCAUUGAUGAGUUUUUGGAAGGUCAGGUCUCAAUGUGUUACUGCCGAAACAGGGAACAAACACAGGAAAAUGCCACAGUCGAAGGUGAGCUCUCCGAGACUCUGUUUGGGAGGAAAAACGUUUUCCGGGAAACUGGUUUUCUUGGAUUCUCGAGAAAAUGGAAGAACAGUUCAGAGGAAAGUGUCAAUUUCCAAAUGGGUGGUUCCAGGUGGUCUGAUUGUGGAUGCGAGUCUUGUCUUUCAUGGAUGAGUAAUGGUGGUGAUCAUAAUCUUCAUGUUCGCAUUAGACAGCCUUCUCAACAAGAAACCAUCGAUGAGAAAAGUUGUGAAAAGACAGUAGUUGAGAAUGUGAUAUUCUUGCAUGGCUUUCUUUCUUCUUCUUCACUAUGGACAGAAUCAGUGUUUCAAAAUCUAUCCAAACCAGUAAACCGUAGCUAUAGGCUCUUUGCUGUUGACCUAUUGGGUUUCGGAAUGAGUCCAAAGCCAAGAGACUGUUUCUAUACUCUAAAAGAUCACUUGGAAAUGAUAGAGAAAUCAGUGAUUAGCCCAUUUCAGUUGGAUUCUUUCCACUUGGUUGCACACUCCAUGGGGUGCAACAUUGCAAUAGCACUGGCUGCAAAGCAUUCCAAGUCCAUAAAGUCAAUCACUCUUGUAGCUCCUCCUGUUUUUCCUUCAGAAUUUGGAGCGAAAAGGGUGCUUGAAGAGCUUGCUAAGAGGAAAAUAUGGCCACCAUUGUUGUUUGGGUCAGCUGUUAUGUCAUGGUACGAGCACAUUGGUCGAACUGUUUGCUUUCUUGUAUGCCGAUUCCACAAGGCAUGGGAGAAACUAUUGAAGCUGCUUCUAAGAAAAAAGAACCUACAUUUUAUGAUUAUGGACUUGGCUAGACACACACACCACUCGGCUUGGCAUUCCAUGCACAAUGUGUUAUGUGGAGGAAACAAGUCAAUGGAAAGGUACUUGAGAGUUUUGAGUGAUGCCAAAGUGAAGAUUUGUGUGGUUCAUGGAGACCAUGACAGGACUGCUCCUGUUGAGUGUAGUGACAACAUCAAGAGAAUGGCUCUAAAUGCAGAGAUUAACAUCAUAAGAGGUGCCAAUCAUAGGACUGUAAUCUUUGGUAGAGAGAAAGAGUUCACAAGAAAUCUUGAACUUGUAUGGGCAUCACUUGCUUCUCAUAGUUGAAAAGUAAAUUGAAAUUAGGGUUUUCAUGAAAUUUUGGAAAUCCUUUACUUAAUAAAGGUCAAAAAUUGGAAUCAACAAAGUUCACCAGAAGUCCUCA
This is a messenger RNA of Humulus lupulus (European hop), 1540 nucleotides long. RefSeq names its product probable lysophospholipase BODYGUARD 4. The transcript is spliced from 4 exons. NCBI's taxonomy places the organism in Eukaryota, Viridiplantae, Streptophyta, Magnoliopsida, Rosales, Cannabaceae. The record is from RefSeq and is a predicted model, not a curated record. The coding region runs from base 139 to 1443 and encodes 434 amino acids.